This is a messenger RNA of Oreochromis aureus, 1867 nucleotides long. RefSeq names its product perforin-1-like. The coding region runs from base 1 to 1536 and encodes 511 amino acids. The transcript is spliced from 10 exons. The record is from RefSeq and is a predicted model, not a curated record. NCBI's taxonomy places the organism in Eukaryota, Metazoa, Chordata, Actinopteri, Cichliformes, Cichlidae.
AUGAGGGUUGGGGCUGGCGCGUCCAUAGAGGUAGAGGUGGGGCACACCCCAGCCAGAUCACUGGAAACUACGUCCAGUGCAAGGCUGCUCCUUUUAUACCAGGUCACAACCUGGUGGGGAGGAUUUGACGUGGUCACUCUGCGACGAAAGGGAGCCUAUAUGAUUGAUGUGAAUACCUACUUCACCCCAAGUGAAACAUGUACUCUCUGCUCCAACCCGCUUCAAGGCAACGUGCUGCAAAAACUGCCAGUCUCUGCAGUGGACUGGCGUGCAUUCAGCCAAUGCAGUGCCAAUAUUUACAGCAGUGUCCACAGCUCUGUUAGCUCUCUGAUUGACACUUACACCUCCCAGGACAGUGCUGACUGGAAGGUUGGCCUAAAUUUAGAGAAGUCUGUGGCUGCUAGCCUGGAUGUGGGAGGAACGCAAUCCGCUGCCUAUAACUUUGCUUCAAAAAGGACAAAAGAGGACCGCCACACCUUCAGCACAGACAGGGUCACCUGCAACCAUUACAGUUACCGAGUAUCAGACAGAGCGCCUCUCAGCUCUGAGUUCAGUUCGGCUGUAGCUAAGCUACCAGGUUUCUACAACAACUCCACCAGAGCUCAAUACAGUCAGCUCAUACACACCUAUGGCACGCACUACAUCCGCCAGGUUCACCUUGGUGGUCGACUGAGGCGAGUCACAGCUGCACGAACCUGUCUGUCCUCACUGAACGGACUCACCUCAAAUCAGGUCCACUCCUGUUUGUCGCUGGGUUUCUCUGUCGGCUUGGGAAAGAGCCAACUAUCUGGUAACAGAGACUCUUGCAACAAGGUCCUACAAAACCAGGGUCUCUCUGUUACAUACAGCUCUGGACUCUACCAACACUACACAGAGGUGGUAGGAGGCAAUGGUUGGUUGGGAGAGUUUGCACUCACGCGUAAUGACUCCCUUGGUUUUCUAACUUGGCUGAAGACACUGAAGGAUCACCCAGAUGUUGUUUCCUACUCCCUUCGGCCAAUCUACGAGCUGAUGACAAAUGAUACGCAAAAGACAGGGAUGAAAGCUGCCAUUGAGCAGUACUUAGAGGACAAUGCUGUGAAAAAAUCACCCAGUGAGCCAAACUGUGGUUCAAACAUUCCUAAUCUGGCUUCCAACUGCUGUCCUCUGCAAGCCUGGAGGGGGACGCUAAAGGUUACCAUUGUGCGAGCCUGGGACCUGAAAGGAGAUCCAGUUGGCGAGACCGAGGGCUAUGCAAAAAUGUGGUUUGGCUCCAUCUAUCGGCAGACUCGUUGGAUUCGGUCAAACAAUCCCUGGUGGAACGCUUAUUAUAAUCUGGGCAAGGUGGACACACACUCUGGUUUGAAGGUUGAAGUUUGGGACAAGGACGUAUGGCAUGAUGACCUUCUGGGAUCAUGUUUCAAGUAUCUUCAGCAGGGGACACACACAUUUACCUGCCCAGCUAAAAGAGGAGGUUUUGAGGUCCGGUACACUCUGACAUGUGACCCUCAUCUGACUGGAGACCGGUGUAACAGUUACAAACCAUCUGCAAAAUAACAAAUGUAUUUUGAGUUAAUUAAUGUAAAAAUUCAUGUGACUCAUCAGUUUAUGGAUUUAUUUUGCUACCACUAAGAGAUAACUGUAUUCAGUUUUUAGCCUUUAUAUAAGCUACAGUUCAGGGCUGUAUUCAUAUAUUAAUAUUUUUAAGUGAUAGAAAAAUCGUACUUUUUUGGUUUUCAGUAGUUUUUAAUGAUAAAUAAUUACACACACACUGAAUCAGCUGCUGUGUAUUUCUACUAAUAUGUGAGUCUAAUUUCAGUUGUGUAAAAAUGAUCAAAUCCUUGUUGUGUCACUUUACUUCUGAUUCAAAUAAAGCCUGUCAAAAACA